AAAACAAUUUACUACAGUACACAACAGAAACUUACAUUUGGUGACAGAAGUGAGGGGAUUCAAUCUUGAGUCUGGACAUUUGAAUAGAACAGCAAUCAUAUUGCCGCUCAUUUUCUAUGAAUUGUCCAUUAUUUUGAAAUAAACGCGUUGAGGAAAUUAAGCAACUAUAUUAAGCACUGAACCGUUAAUUUUCGAUGUGCACAGGAUCAGAGUUCCUUCCGGGAAGUAGUUCAGCUCUUGCUUUGCACCUUCUAGCGACCCGUCUGUAUCCAUGGCAACGUCGUAGCCGCCAUUGUUUUAUGGACGCGAACCCACUAGCACCUUUCUCGUUUCCAUGUGCGGUGAGCUGAAGCAGUUCACUCGCUUUGCCGUGGACGAUUUUUCUAAUCCCAUCCAGACCCACACCGAGCGUUUGACGCUAGAAAGGCUUAUGUUCCCCGCUACCGUGCAACAAGGACAUGGACUAGCGUCUUCCUGCCUCUGCUCUACCGCCUUUUCCAAACAGCCUCCAGCACCAGACUUCCCGGAGAUGUGACGUUUGCGCUCGUAGAAAAUGACCGUCCUUCCCGUUUGGAGGCUGUCCCUUCCGCUGCCUGCUAUAAUCUUCAUCAGUGUCGCCUUCUACAUGCUCGUCUUGGCGCUCGGACUUUGGAUACGAUUCUGCCUCAAGGAGAGGUGUUCGCUGGCGUGCGACUCCUGCUGUCCAAACCUGUCGCUGUGGGACCAAUGCUUCAGACUAGCACAGUCAUGUGACUGUCGCCUGCCCACCAUGCGCUCGUGUCUGAGAGACACGUGCACGUCCCCCUCGUGCGGCAGGUGGGACUGCGCGUGCACGUGCCAGCCUCCCGAGUGCGACUCCUGCAACUGUCUCUGCUUCGAGAUCCGAAUUAAAUAGUUGCCAACAGGAAGAAGCGCCAGGUUGCCAUUCGUCCAGCGGCCACUAGAUGGCGGCAAGGAUGCAGCUACAUGAACAGACCAACAUGGACGUCACUAGGAUGCUUUUUUUACCUUUUCAUGUCAAGUGUUGAUUUUCUAAUUGUUACUAUUUUUACGUUUUUUUCCAUUAAACCCAAGUGCUUAAA
Doryrhamphus excisus (bluestripe pipefish) is the source of this 1082-nucleotide messenger RNA. RefSeq lists its product as uncharacterized. Lineage: Eukaryota; Metazoa; Chordata; Actinopteri; Syngnathiformes; Syngnathidae. The record is from RefSeq and is a predicted model, not a curated record.